AUGUCACAUGAAAUGAAUGCGUCUCAGCUGUCUGCAGGUGCCUUUCUAUUCAUUGUUUGGCUUUGUCCGCGGGAAAGACAAAGAGCCACGGUGUCUCCGAGUAAAGCAGAAGGCUCUGAGAAGACGGGGUCCCCAGUCCCCUCCACCCCACCCUGUGCCCCCCAGGCCCUUCCGCGCGUGGCCGCAUCCUUCCUUGGCGCAGCGCUGCGGUCCCGUCCCCUGACCCCAGGCCAGCUUUCAGCCUUAACGGGUUUUCUGGAAACCUUUCUUCCCUUUAAUCAUUACUGUUUUGUUUUCGUUUAUUUUUAG
Rangifer tarandus platyrhynchus (Svalbard reindeer) is the source of this 309-nucleotide messenger RNA. The record is from the annotation of a GenBank genome assembly. NCBI's taxonomy places the organism in Eukaryota, Metazoa, Chordata, Mammalia, Artiodactyla, Cervidae.